AUGAUUCUUUUGGAGGUUAUUGUUCCCGAGUGGGGUCUUCAUCAGGGGGAUCCACCUUCCCCUUACCUUUUCUUAUUUUGCAUGGAAGCUUUCUUGAGGAUGCUUCUUAAUGCUCAAGAUGUUAGUCAUAUCCGUGGCAUUCGAGCUAGCAAAAAUAGCCCUCAGAUUAACCACAUGUUCUUUGCCGAUGAUGCCCUCUUUUUUGUUAAAAAUAAGAUCAAUGAAGUUAAGGCUAUUAUGGAGAUUCUUAGAGAAUUUGGGAAAAUGUCGGAAAAAAUGGUUCGUGAUCUUUGGGUGCCCAACUCUUUUGCAUGGAAUAAGGAUUGGGUCUGUGAGCUCUAUGGUGAGCUUGUGUGGGAUCGUAUUUGUGACCUCCCUAUUAUUUCUAAUGGUUUGAAUGAUAAGGCCUUGGUCCGCAUUGUCUUUUUUGGAAGUUCAUCUGGAAGAUUUAAGGUUCUUCCCAAAAUUCGUGUUUUUGCUUGGACAAUUGGCCAUGAACUGCUCCACAUGAAUGCCAAAAUUUCCUCCGUUAAACAGAAUGCUAGACAGGACUACCCAAGGUGUGGUGCUAGUGAAGAAACUGUUAUUCAUGCGCUCAAAGACUACCUGAAAACCAAUGCCAUUCUUGCGUUCAGUGGUCUCGGUGGUAGGCUCAUUGACAAAGAACAUUGUUAA
Gossypium arboreum is the source of this 675-nucleotide messenger RNA. RefSeq lists its product as uncharacterized. The record is from RefSeq and is a predicted model, not a curated record. Bases 1 to 675 code for a protein of 224 amino acids. The transcript has 3 exons. NCBI's taxonomy places the organism in Eukaryota, Viridiplantae, Streptophyta, Magnoliopsida, Malvales, Malvaceae.